CUGAAAAUGGAAACACCACAUUCGAGACUUGAACUAAUUCAAUUUUUAUUUAUAUUUAAGCAAUUUUAUUUAUGAUGUCUACUGAAGAAAGACAAUUACCUGGGUGACAAAACCAAUUAACAAACAUAAUAUCUUCAAUCUCAGGUUAAAAUAAAUCAAUCACCAUGGCGAUGAUGGAUAAUAAAGAUUUUUUGAUCGCUCACUUGCGUAAUUCGUUUAUUACAAGUGAUGAUACAGGGAUGUGCGAACUAAUCUUGGAAGGGGACGAAGCGGAGCAUACCGAGGGAGAAGAAGAAUUUCGAAGAAAGAAAAGUGAAAUAGGAAUAAAAACUAAAGAUGAACCUCCUGGUGGAUCAGUCAUGUCAUCUAGUAGUACAGAUGGGAGUUUGUUUGAAUCCAGUUUAUGUAACAGUGGUCCGGAUUUAUCUGACUCUGAAUUAAAUCAUUCCUUUGACAUAUAUCUGGACAUGGACUACGGUGCUCACAGAAGAAGAUCUAACACGGCUCAACGUUUAGAUAGACUGAGAAAAGAUAAACGAAAUCAACCAAAAGCUAAAACCUUUACCUGGAAGAAUGGAGCUAUAUAUAAAGCUGAUGAGAAAGGUCAUCUAUUUGAGAGAAAGGACGUAGCAAGCCAGAAACCAGUCGUAAUAAACAAUGGUAAAAAACCUUCUCGUUUAUCCCAGAUGAUUGAAACUAUUGGUGACAAGAGAGAUAAUCCUUUCAUGGAUUAUGCACGAUAUGAUGGAAAGUCAAGUGCUGGGGUAGCUACCAAAAGAAUAGAUAUUUAUUUAACCAUGCUACCACCGAAAGAACGUUCAUACCCCAUGCCAGUGGUUGUCAUAGCAACAGCCAAGGUCUAUGAUUUGAUUGGCUUAAUUUGCUGGCAGUACACCAAUGAAAACCGUUCACCAAAACUCAAUCCCAAGUUUGAGAUUUAUUCUCUACAUAUAGCAGAAGAUGAUGGGGAGGUUGAUUCUGAUUUCCCGAGUCUGGAUAAUAGAGAACCAAUGUCUAAGUUUGGUUUUAGUAAAUUAGCAUUGGUUGAGAGAUCUCCCGCUAGUAUUACACCACGAUCUUUAGCUCUAGUUACAAUACAUAUCCCAAAUCGUGGUUUUAACAAGUUCCAGGUGGAUGACGAUAAUCUGCCGCUUCGUGAGAUGAUGGAAAAAGUUUUACGCCGAAGAAAGAUUAAAUUACGACCUGGUUUAAAAUACAACUUAGAAAAACUGAACGAUCCGGGUAUAUCGGUGGAUCUCGAUGCUACGUUAAUGUCUCUCGAUACGCUAGAGUUUGUUCUCAUCAGGGAAAACAGUGCCCGAGACGAUCAAGAUAAAUAUAAAAACAACAUAUCAUCAGAUGUCGCGGAAUCAUUGACGAGUCAUCAAUAUAAAUCAUACAUGGUUAAUCUAGUUCAUAAAAUACGAACUAAUACAGAAGUUUUACUAGGUGUAAGUGGUGAGAAAGUGGAGAUUGAUCCUAUUAGUAGUAAGGGGUCAACUAGAUUAUUUCGUCAACGAGCUUUCACAUUCGAUGCUGAUCAAAUUGCAGAUUGUCAUUUACUGGAACAAAAAUCAAACGGUAAAUCGGUGUUACGCCUAACUUACAUGUUAGAUGCCGAUUUCAAACAUCAUGACUUCGAAGCUGAACACAGCGUAUCGGCAGAAAUCGUACAAAAAAUCAAUCAUAUAUUAGAACUUCGUCUCAGUUCUGCGCGAAAAGACUUUGUCACUCAUCAAGAGAAACGAUUAUCAAUGAGACGUAAGGAUUCGUUUAGACACAGCUAGCAUUACGAGUUUUCUCAUCAAACAAUUGUUUUUAAAUGUGAAUAGAUAUGUUGUGAAGGUGGUAAAUGGAAGUCAAAAUCCAGUUUCUUUCAAUUUUUAUAACUCGACUUUCUUUUUGUUUGAAUGAUCGAUUGAUAGGUCGAUUGAUUGGUCGAUCGAUUGAUAGGGUUGGUGUCACAUGGACAUUAACUAAAAAUUGUUUUUAGUUAGAGAUAAGCCAAUAAUUGAUAACGACAUCGUUAUCUGCUCAACUGAGUAUUUACUAUUUAUACUGUAGCCAUUUUAAAAAGGCAAAAUGACUGACUGUUUUAUAUUGAUAGUCAAUAAUUAAUGACUGACUGUAGUCAAGUGGCAGACAAUAUUAAAUGAAUGACUGUGGUCAAGUGACUGUCAUUAUUAAAUUGGUCAAGCAAGUGACUGUCAAUAUUAAAUGACUGACUGUAGUCAAGUGACUGUCAAUAUUAAAUGACUGACUGUAGUCAAGUGACUGUCAACUAUGGUUAAGUGACUGUCAAUAUUAAACCACAGAUUAAACACUCUAAACAAUUAUUUUCUCUACAAUCAAGGUGUGUCUAUCUUUUAAUUUUUGUUUUGAGUAAUAAAAGAAAUGAUGUCACUACAGAGUAUAUACAGAGUAUAUAUUGUGAAAUAUUUUGCAUAAUGUUUAACUAUGCCUGAAUAAUCUAUGAAUGAUGCAUCAAUAUAUUUGUCUGAUAUGUGAAUAUUGGUUUUAUCUAAGGACAUAUAAUUUAAGUUAGAAAGGUUACAUCUGUAAAACAAAUCAACACAUCAGAUUUAAAUAAAUCAGCACUCGAAAACGUCUACGCAAAUUAAAGAGCAAUCAUAGAAAUCAACACUUUAAGUUUAAACGUCUGCGCAAAUUAAACAGAGACAUCCACGCAAAUUAAAGAGGUGAUAAAAUUUUAGGAAACAAUGAUGUUGCUAAAGAAUAACAAGAAUAUUUCACUGUUACCUUGGUAUCAUUUCAUUUUGUGUAUUUAGCCCCAAGUUCCUUCACAUUCAUUCAAUAUCUAAUCUUUCUUAUUAAAUAAAUGCGAAAAAAAUUAGGGCUAAAUAUGCAAGAUGAAUGGGAAUAAAGCGUAUUUCUCAAGGAAUCUAAUUUGAUAAUAACAGAUUCGAACAGAUUCGGAAUUUAAUCUGUAAACAAAUAAUCAGAAAUGGUAACGGUUACCAAGGGUUACCAGAUAUUUGGUUUGUUGUUUUAUAUAAUUAGUUAAUUAUGAUAUGUGUACAGUUGAUGUUCUGUUGAAUUUAGAGGGAGUUGGGUGACCGAAUGAUUAACGCUUGAGGGCUGUCAGUGAGUUAAUGUGGCGUGGUUUUGAUUCCCCGCUUGUACGUGACGAGGAGUAGGGUCACCUGUCCAACCUCACAGGUUUUCUCCAGCUCCUCAAUUUUCCUCCCAUUGCUAAAGACCCCCAAGCGCAAGAGAAUAAUUGAAUUAAAAUUGAACAUUAUAUUAGUCCCGAAAUGACCUAGUUUGUGUCGAUUGUUAUUAACUCCCCCACCCUCUCUCUCUCUCUCUCUGUUGAAUUUAGUGAAUUAGAUAUGCAAUAGCGUUAAAUAAAACAUCAGUGUAACAAGCCGGAUACUGGCUCAUGUUUAAAUCUGUACAACAGUUUAGGCAAUAAACCAAUCAAAUUUAUCUCAUAUAGCUUAAUGGAGCUAAAUUGCUAAUAUUUGGGACCUAGAAAUUGACACAAAUGGGUCGCAACGCAUAUAAUAAUGUAAUCUGAUUGUAUAUAAACUGAUUUACAUUCAGUUGUUUCCGUUUUGACUCUAAUUUCAAAUCAGUUAGGUCCAGCAAAAUACGGCAUGAGUCUCGAAUAGAAAUUUCUAGCGUCUGGUUAUUCCAGUCAAUUGCGCAUGCUCUCCAGAUAAGUUAUGGCAUCGCCGUAUGACAUGACUCAUGAAUUGUGGAAUAUGUCUAGCCUUGCUCUUUCUGGUCACUUGUUACAAAUGACAAUGAAACGCACUAUGGUACACGAUAUUUAUUUUGUCUUAAUUAUUGGAUAUCAGAAUCCUACUUUUACCCGGUAAGAUAAAAACAUCAAUGUUGAUUUGAAUUGACAAAUAAUUCGUGUUUUCAACUUGUAAGACUUUGGAUGAUAUUGAGUUAGAGACUUAGCUACUUUAAGUAAAUAAUAGUAUUAAAUUAAAUAAGACUAGAUUAUUAUAAGUAAAUGAUAGGCCAGGUAAAUGAUAGGUCAGGUAAAUGAUAGGUCAGGUUCAGGUAAAUGAUAGGUCAGGUAAUUGAUACGUCAGGUAAAUAUCUAUCCGGUAAAUGAUAGGUCAGGUAAAUGACAGGUCAGGUAAAUAAUAGGUCAGGUAAAUGAUAAGUUAAGUAAAUAAUAGGUCAGGUAAAUAAUAGGUCAGGUAAAUGAUAGGUCAGGUAAAUAAUAGGUCAGGUAAAUAAUAGGUCAGGUAAAUAGGUCAGGUAAAUAAUAGGUCAGGUAAAUAGGUCAGGUAAAUAAUAGGUCAGGUAAAUGAUAGGUCAGGUAAAUAAGUUAACUAAUUGAUAAGUGAAGUAAAUGAUAAGUUAGGUCAGGUAAACGAUAAGUUAACUAAAUGAUAGUUUAAGUAAGGAUAUAUAUAGUAAGGAUAGGAUGGGUAAGGAUAUGUUUAGUAAAUGAUAGUUUAAAUACAGAUAUUCUUAGUAAGGAUAGGUUGGGUAAGUAUAGAAUGGACAAAGAUAGGUUCAGCAAAUGAUAGAUUGAGUAAGGAUAGGUUGGGUAAGGAUUUAAGUAAGGACAGAUUAAUAUGGAUAGGCCCAGUUAGAAUAGAUUCAUAAUCAGACAAUUGUACAACCAAUAAAUGUCCGACAACUGCCAUGGCAACAAGUUAAAUGGCUGAUGUGCCAUGGCAAGAGGUUAAAUGUUUUCCAAGCUCAUGACAUAACUGUGGGAGAUCGAUGAAGAGAAUAUUUGAUUAUAUUGCUUCGCUUCCAGCCGAAAUCAAACUUCCAAUAAAUUACUUUAAAUAGUCAUUUGUUAAAGUUAUAAAAGAAUUAGUUUCAUGACAUAAUUAAUUGUUGUGUUGAAGAAGUCCUGUAAGAGGGAGCCACUGUAGAACGUAUCAAAUACGACUCAGGGCUAAAUCUAUUUGUUAAGGCCAGUCCAAUUUUUGUCACAGUCGCUGAGAUGUAAAUAAGGUUAGGGCACGUGAUUGUUGGCGAGAUUGUAGGUUAGGUUUAAGAAUUUGGGGGAGAGGUUAAGUCUCCACAUAAGCACUGACCUAGGAUGAUGAAUUUCCUAGCAUAGAGGCUAGGUCCAGGGUUAGGGUUAGGAUUAGCACUAGCCCUGUUUGCAGCUCGUGACCCCUGACGAAACAAUUGAGCUGGCCUUAUCAUUUAGGACUAACCUACGACCCAGGUUCUAAUUUCAUCAUGGGUGAAGAAAUAUAAUAUAUAUAUACAUAUAUUUUUAUUAUUUCUAUGAUAUAUUUGUUAUGGUAUAUUUUGUUAUUGUAAAAUAAUGUUUUAUUAUAAAAAAUAAACAAAUUAUUAUAAA
This is a messenger RNA of Patella vulgata (common limpet), 5314 nucleotides long. RefSeq names its product target of rapamycin complex 2 subunit MAPKAP1. Gene Ontology annotation, molecular function: phosphatidylinositol-4,5-bisphosphate binding. The transcript has 12 exons. The record is from RefSeq and is a predicted model, not a curated record. Gene Ontology annotation, biological process: TORC2 signaling. The coding region runs from base 165 to 1787 and encodes 540 amino acids. NCBI's taxonomy places the organism in Eukaryota, Metazoa, Mollusca, Gastropoda, Patellidae. Gene Ontology annotation, cellular component: TORC2 complex; plasma membrane; cytoplasm.